CGGGCAUGAGCGGAACUCCAAGAUGGCGGAGGAUGGGGAGUUUCAGUCGGCCCUCUAACACAGCCCGUCCUGUCCACUGCUCCACCGCGCCAGUGCCAGCAUGAACCUGCAGCCGCCGGCCCCCCUCCUGCCGCCCGUGCACCCUGACGUGCACAUGAAGUCUCUGCCGUUCUACGACGUGCUGGACGUUCUCAUCAAGCCCUCCAGCCUGGGAGCCAGCACGGCGCAGAGGUACCACCAGGAGAAAUACUUCAUCUUCGCCCUGACGCCACAACAAGUGCGGGAAGUGUGCAUAUCACGGGACUUCCUCCCCGGGGGCAGAAGAGACUACAUGGUGCAGAUCCAGCUGAGGUUCUGCCUGUCUGAGACCAGUUGCCCCCAGGAAGAUAAUUACCCCAACAGUCUGUGCAUAAAGGUCAAUGGCAAGCUGUUUCCUCUGCCGGGUUACGCGCCUCCUCCCAAAAACGGCGUGGAGCAGAAGAGGCCGGGCCGGCCCCUCAACAUCACCUCGCUGGUCCGGCUGUCCUCGGCCGUGCCCAACCAGAUCUCGGUGACGUGGGCGCCGGAGGUCGGGAAGACGUACUCCAUGUCCGUGUACCUGGUGAGACAGCUGACGUCCCCACUGCUGCUGCAGAGGCUGAGGAUGAAGGGCAUCCGCAACCCCGACCACUCCAGAGCGCUAAUUAAAGAGAAGCUGACGGCCGAUCCGGACAGCGAGGUGGCCACCACCAGCCUCCGGGUCUCCCUCAUGUGUCCGCUGGGGAAGAUGAGGCUCACCGUGCCCUGCAGAGCGGUCACCUGCUCCCACCUGCAGUGCUUCGACGCGGCGCUCUACCUGCAGAUGAACGAGAAGAAGCCCACCUGGAUCUGCCCCGUGUGCGACAAGAAGGCGGCGUACGAGAGCCUGAUCAUCGACGGCCUGUUCUUGGAGAUCCUGAACGACUGCUCGGACGUGGACGAGAUCAAGUUCCAGGAGGACGGGACCUGGUGCCCCAUGAGGCCCAAGAAGGAGGCGCUCAAAGUCUCGUCCCAGUCGCUCCCGAAGACUGAGGCCUCGGCUCCGCCGCGCCAGCCGUCGGCCCCCCAGCCCGCCGAGCCCAGCCCCUCCAAGAAGGCCGACGUGAUCGACCUGACCUUGGAGACCUCGUCCUCCUCGGAGGACGACGGGGACUCGGACCCUCCGCUGAAGAAGCGCUGCGUCUUCCUCUCCAAGACGGAGGAGAUGCACAGCAAGGGGGUGUUGAGCUACCAGCCCACGGUGCGAGUGCCCAGCGUGCAGACCCUGGACCCGGCCUACCUGGCCUCCUCGCUGGCGGACUUCGCCGUGCCGUUCCACCCCUCCACCCUGGCCUCCAUCCCCACGGACAUGCAGAGUUUGGAGUUGUUCUCUUUGCUUCAGGCCGACCCUCAGCACUACCGGCCUCAGAUGUUCCUGGAGAACCUGAGCGGCGGCGUCCCGGCGGCGGCGGCGGCGGCCAGCACCAGCUCGGUGGUGUCGUCCUCCAGCAGCCACUACGACACCGGCAGCCACGAGACCCGGGUCAUCAUGGGAGGGGGCGGAGCCGGGGGAGGGGGCGGGGCAGACACCAGCAUCUCGGACAUCAUUUCACUAGACUGACCCCCUGACCCCGCCCCUCCCCGGACCCUCCCUCUUUUCUACGCUUGUGGACGACCCCCUCCGUCUCCGUGGUAUUUAUUGGAUGUUUCUUCGUCCCGACCAGGAACCUGAAUAGUUUGACACCGGUGGGGGCGGAGCCUGCCGGACUCACGGUGGGGGCGGAGCCUGCAGGACUGCAGCAGCACUCACACCUCUACAGGUCUGGUCAUUUGACACCUGCCUCUAUGCGUUUCCAUGGUGAUGGCCGCAGCAGGCUGCAGGUUUCAGUGAAACAGACGUGGUUCCUCUGGAGAGACCACUUCCUGUCCGUCUCCGUGGAGGACUCCGCUGUGUCCACGGCUCUGAACUUCCCUCAGCAAUAAUAGCAGCGGCCCCGCCGCCUGGCUCUUCUUCUGUGGUGUCCUCCUCGGUGAUCUGCAGACCUGCCGGAGAUCUUCAGGACGUUUGUGGACACGCCGCAUCGGCAGCUUGUAAUUUGACACCAGCCGGUUCGUCUUUUAUCUGGACUCAUUUUUUUAAUUCCAGUUCUGCAUUUAUCAGGAAGCAUCCCUCCUCCUUCCAUCGUUCACUUCCCUCCUGGAGUUGAUUCCUGUUUUUCGGUCUUCUCCCAGGGUUUUGUCUUUCAGGUUGGAAUUAGAGGAAAUGUGAGUGCAGAUUUCUUGAGGUUCUGGAGCUUUGAAGUUUCUUCUCGGAUGAAACGUCCCUGAGCUUCUGAGAAAUCUGCAGUCCUCUGUUUCACUUCAACGUUCUGACUUUUCUCAGAGUUUCGACUGUAUUCCUAAAAUCGGUUUGGAUUAUUUUUAAAUUUGUACUUCAGAUUCUGGUGUGGAUUCCCGUCGUGCUCUGCAGCGCCGCCUAGUGGUGGCUGCACUGGCCUCUGGGCGGCUCUGCGGAGGGAACGGCUGUAAGCCGCGGCUCCUGACUCUCAUGGUUUUUCUAAAUGAAACUGAAAUCAAGGUGAAUUUAAGUUUCUGUCGGAGCUGGAAGUCGGUCGUGUCUUCAUGAUUAUGGGUCAGAAUCGGUUCUGUUCAGAACAUUCAGCUCCACCCAGAAUUCAUUUCAUUCAAUAAAGAAUUGAUGGUCAGAAUUUGACAGAAGUUGUGAGGUUAAACUGAACAGAUGGAGAAGAGCUUCAUGAGAACCGACCUCAGCUUUAUGGGAGCUUCAGUCUCACGUCUUUAGAGGAAGAAUGUCUUCAUUUAGAGAGACAGCCGACGUGUUGGACGAGUCCGGGACAGACGUUCAGAGCGGUUCAGUAAGCUGAACAAUCCCAGACUGUUUCCUUUUCUCUGUCUUCUCACCGUUCAACUGUCUUUCUUUGUGUUUUCAUUUGUGACUUGAAUAAAAAUGAUGAAUAGUUUUCUUAGAA
Molecule: messenger RNA, 2987 nt
Organism: Salarias fasciatus (jewelled blenny)
Lineage: Eukaryota; Metazoa; Chordata; Actinopteri; Blenniiformes; Blenniidae
Gene: pias2
Product: protein inhibitor of activated STAT, 2
Exons: 14
Coding region: 101-1618 (505 amino acids)
Biological process (GO): regulation of transcription by RNA polymerase II; protein sumoylation
Cellular component (GO): chromatin
Molecular function (GO): zinc ion binding; SUMO ligase activity; transcription coregulator activity
Source: RefSeq, a predicted model, not a curated record